Messenger RNA from Linum trigynum, 3303 nucleotides. The record is from the annotation of a GenBank genome assembly. Lineage: Eukaryota; Viridiplantae; Streptophyta; Magnoliopsida; Malpighiales; Linaceae.
UGACUUGGAUCCAAACCUCCAGGUCUCAUUUCAUAGGAAGGAAUGAGUCGGCCGUCGAACUCUCUCCCUUUAAACACGUACAAAUACAAUCAACUCAACUGGUGGAUACAUAAACGUGCAAAUGCACUAAAUGCAUAGUGGUACUAUACCCCCUUCUUCCCACUUUGGCUUAGCUAGAGAAGGAAUCGAAAGUCAAAUUGGUGCUUUCAAUCCAAGUAAAAGCCACCAAAAAGCAACUUCCCAAACUCCUCCAUUUUAGUCUAAAUAAACUCUCAAACCCCACUUUUCCCUCUUCUCACCAUCAUUCUUUUCUUCCCCCCACGUACGAAAACAAAAGAAUAAUGAAAUGAAGCUCCUCACAAAGGCAUACUCCCGCCAUGUCCACCACCGCCCUUUCAUCCUCUCCUCCAUAGCCUUCAUCCUCUUCUUCUGCCUCUUGGCCUCCAUCAACGAGGUCCGCUUCGACCGCCUCAUCGACCUCGGCCAAUGCGCCAUCUCCAAGCUACAAUAUCCCUCCAUCUCCAUCUCCACCACUACCACCACCAACUCCUCCUCCUCCUCAAACGCUACUAAUAAUCUCGCCGCCGCCGACGAUGAGAUCCGGAUCCUGAUAGGCAUCCUGACGUUACCCGACCAGUACCCUCGCCGCCACUUACUCCGCAUGGUCUACGGCACCCAACCGACUCCCAAAGGCGCCAAGAUCGACGUGAAAUUCGUCUUCUGCAACCUCACCAAGGAAGAUCAGACCAUCCUCGUCGCCCUCGAGAUCAUGCGCUUUGACGACAUCAUCAUCCUCAACUGCAAGGAGAACAUGAACAAUGGCAAGACCUUCACCUACUUCUCUAGUCUUCCCGACAUCUUCUCCCACGACGACACUCAGAAGAUGUUGGAAUCAGACGAUGGCAACGGUACCACCACCAGUAGCGAAUCUUCACCUUCUCCUCCAUCUCCGCCGUACCACUACGUGAUGAAGGGAGACGACGACUCGUACUUUCGGCUGGGGAGCCUGGUGUCGUCGCUGCGACCGCUGCCGCGCAACGACCUGUACUACGGGUACGUGAUCCCGUGCCCGAGCAUGGACCCGUUCGUGGAGUACAUGUCGGGCAUGGGGUACCUGGUGUCGUGGGACAUCGUGGAGUGGAUUAAGGAAUCGGAGAUUCCGAGGAGCCACCUGGACGGGCCCGAGGACAAGGUGUUUGGAGCGUGGCUCAAGGAAGGGCGGCGGGGGAGGAACAGGCACAAUGCCAAGUGGUCGAUGUACAACUUCCCGGUGCCGCCGUCGGGCUGCACGCAUGAGUUCUGGCCGGACACGAUUGCGGUUCACUUGUUGAAGAACCAGCCCAAGUGGAUCGAGACUUUGAAGUACUUUAAUGCUACCAAGGAUCUCAAGCCUUCCAAGUUGUAUCAUAUUCCUUGAAUUGCUACUUUCACUUUUUUCUUUUUUUUUGGUUCAUCACAUUUCUUUUUUUGGCGAUAUUUAAUUUGGCUAGUUAAUUACUUGUGAUAUUGGAAGAGUUAUAUCUCGAUACAAGCUAAAUAAAAAAGUUCUUAAGAAAGAUUGAUUGUGCAUAUAUAUUAAUCAAAUGAUAUCUAUUUCUAUGGUUUUGAUAUAUAUAUUUAUAAAAAGAAAAUUUGGGUAUGAUGUUUUGGUGGGAUGACGACUUUCAUAUGAAAUUUUAGCAACCAAUUUAGAGAGGUUUAGUUGUUGUGCACUUACUGUCUAAUUAGUCGAGGCUGCUCGAUCAUUAACUUUGGGUUUGCAUUGUAUUCAUGUAGCCGAUGCUAUGCUUUGUUAUUAAACUUUGGUUUCUGCUCGUUUUACAUGAUAGUUAGGAUACAUUUACAAUAAUUUACCAAACACAGGUCUACUAAUGUAGGUAUAUGUGAAGAUUAAAUAUCGACACCCCGAGGACAACAUUACACCUUUAAAAUGAUCUCAUACCAUGAUGUAAUUAGUUACUCUCUGCAACUAUGAAGUCGAUAGUACCACGACAAAAGAAAUUUAGUGCAAUUUACAAUAAUUUGAGUUCGUCGAGUAUAAUUAAUCUAUGACAAUGUCUACGGAUUGAAUUUGAAUGAGAGUUAAAUCUCAAUAACUUGGUAACCUCUCUCCCUUUGAGUCUAGUUUGUUUGCAAUAUACAUAAAGCUGUUGGAUAUUGAAUGGCAUUAAUGUUGUAUACUUAGGUCGCUUUGCACCAAUUGCACUAAACCGGUCACUUUAUGGCAAGCAAUGUAACUACCGAUCGAGCUCCACUUUCCUUCCAAAAGCGGCCACCGGAGUGAAGCCUUCCUUUCACAUGGAUGACUACGUAGUACGUACCGAAAGAUUGGCAACAUUUCCCACCGUCCAUGCCGCCGUACACUUCCCCAAAUCGAGAAAUCAAGGCAACAGGACAUGGCUGGGCUACGAGUUCAUACAUUGGGCUGGAAGAAAAUGAGAUCUACCCAUUGACAUAUGGCUUUCCAAAUUUGGGCCGGGGAACUGUGUGCUGCAAGCCCAUUUAGGAGAAGGAAAAGUGUAUUGCAAUUUGUUACUUUCAUUCCUCGUUUAUCAAAUUGUAUAUUUGUAUCAGAGGUUGUAUCGAAUAUUUUAGGAGAUCAUACUUGGUAUUUUGAUCAUUGUUUUUUUGACAAAACAAUUUAUCAUUGUUGAGUCCCUGUGUACCGAUAUAAACUAUAGUUCAAAUAAUAAAAAUCAUAAUAAAAAUAAAAAAAUAGUUGAUGUAGCAUUGAUAGCUAGCUUGACCAUGUUAUAUUGAUGUGUACAAAAUUUUCUUACAUAUUUGUCUAUCAUAGCGAGUCUAAUUAUAGAUACACGAUUUUAUGGUCAAACUAUGAUACCAUGUCACAAUUCAUGCUUUUAGAAAUUUUAUUCUAAGCAUUUCUGUAACAAAAUUUAAGUAAAACAGCCAUUUUCAAGAGGAAAGAGAGACGAUUCAUCCAAGAAGGUAAACAAUUUGUGGAAACUGGAAACAUAUAACAAAAUUAUUCCCUUCAAAAUGACGUGAAAGCGACGCCGUUUUGCGCCUGAUAAACGCCUGCAACUAGGGGUGGACAUGGGUCGGUUGGUCCGGGUUUAGGCAUUUUAAUCACCCGACCCAUGCACUACGGUUUGGGAAAUAUUAAACUCAAACCCACCCAAAAAAAUCUAAAUCCUACGGUUUGUUUCUAAUUGGGUUGGGUCGGGUUGGCAAUAUUUUUAAGUAAAAAUCCAACCCAACACAAAAUAUGUAAUUAUUCUACAUCAUAAAAAUAUUUUAUAACAAAUUAAAAAUUCAAACGAAUAAACUGAGGUGAAAGGU